AUGUCUCAGUCCAUUGCGUCCUACUUUAACAAAAAGCCCGCAGAGGAAAAGACGACCAACACUGUCAUCAACGAAGCCUCUCUCGGUACCCCAACCAGCGACAUGCCAGAGAAUGCAGUACUUGGUAACAAUACCACGUCGGAUCAGGAGAAGAAAGAUGGUGACGAGCAACAGCUGGAUCCCAUGACCAGCCGUAUCGAGGGAGGCGUAGAGUACAAGUCGAUGGUCUGGUGGCAAGCAGGAAUGGUCAUGGUCGCCGAAACCAUCUCGCUUGGAAUCCUUUCACUCCCUCGGGCCAUGGCCACUCUCGGACUGGUGCCGGGGUUGAUUCUCCUUGUGUUUCUUGGAGCCAUGGCCUCGUACUCUGGGUAUGUGAUUGGGCAAUUCAAGGUGCGCUACCCACAUAUCCACUCCAUGGGAUGUGCUGGGGAGGUCCUCUUUGGCCGCUGGGGCGGCGAGAUCCUCGGAUGGGGACAAUUCUUGUUCUAUGUCUUUGUCAUGGGUAGCCACAUUCUCACCUUUUCCAUCAUGAUGAAUGCCGUCACGGACCAUGGUGCCUGUACCAUUCUCUGGAUGGUCGUGGGCACGAUUCUCAGUCUGAUCUUCACUCUACCCCGGACACUGAAGAAUCUGUCGUAUUAUUCGGUGGCCAGCUUCAUCAGCAUCAUUGGCGCCGUCCUUAUCACCAUGAUCGGGGUGAGUAUCACCAAGCCGGGCUUGCGGCUUGUGGAUGGACACGAGACUCUGAGUGUGCGUCUCUGGCCACAGGCUGGUUUGACUUUCCACGCGGGCUUCCUCGCCGUCGCCAACAUGGUUUUUGCGUACGCGGGGCAUGUUGCAUUCUUCACUUUCAUCUCGGAGUUGAAAAAUCCCCGCGAUUUCCCCAAAGCCCUGGCGUUCUUACAGUGCAGCGACAUCAGCAUGUAUAUCAUCACAGCCGUCGUGGUGUAUUACUAUGCAGGGGAUCAGGUGGCCAGUCCUGCUUUGGACAGCGCCAGCCGGGUGGUCAAAAAGGUCGCGUAUGGCAUUGCCAUCCCCACGAUUGUCAUUGCCGGGGUGGUCAACGGUCAUGUGGGCGUCAAGUACCUGUAUGUCCGGAUGCUCCGCAACCACUCGGAAGAUUUGAUGCACCAAAAAACAUGGAAGUCAUACAGCAUCUGGGUGGCUAUGUGUACCGCGUCCUGGCUUGGGGCCUGGGUGAUUGCCGAGGCGGUGCCUGUCUUCAGCGACCUGCUGGGCUUGACCAGUGCCCUUUUCGCCAGUUGGUUUACACUCGGUCUGAGCGGAAUGUUUUGGAUGAAGAUGAACCUGAUGCAACAGGGUCGGUGGUGGAAGGUGGUGCCACGGGGUCGAUGGAGCUUCGGCAAAAGUUUGCUCUUGUUGGUCAACAUGUUGAACAUCACUGUGGGAGCCAUACUGUGUGUGGUCGGGCUGUAUGCCAGCAUUUACAGCAUGGUGCAGAACGGGGCCACCAACAAGCCCUUUAGCUGUGCCAACAAUGCUGGUUGA
Molecule: messenger RNA, 1509 nt
Organism: Exophiala dermatitidis NIH/UT8656
Lineage: Eukaryota; Fungi; Ascomycota; Eurotiomycetes; Chaetothyriales; Herpotrichiellaceae
Exons: 4
Coding region: 1-1509 (502 amino acids)
Biological process (GO): amino acid transmembrane transport
Cellular component (GO): vacuolar membrane
Molecular function (GO): amino acid transmembrane transporter activity
Source: RefSeq, a predicted model, not a curated record